Messenger RNA from Amorphotheca resinae ATCC 22711, 1061 nucleotides. RefSeq lists its product as hypothetical. The record is from RefSeq and is a predicted model, not a curated record. The transcript has a single exon. Lineage: Eukaryota; Fungi; Ascomycota; Leotiomycetes; Helotiales; Amorphothecaceae. The coding region runs from base 262 to 795 and encodes 177 amino acids.
GUGAUAUACAAACCAGCCCGCCCGCAAUCAACACAGGAUCCAAUACCAUAAACACAACAAACCGGCACGAACGAUAUACGAUUAGCAGGCUCGGGACCGGUCUCGAUUCGAGUGCAUUGGCUUAGGUGGGCUUUGGUUGAAUUAGGAUUAUCAUCAGCCAGGAAAGAAAGAAAGGGAUCUAUCUGGGGAGCUUGGGUAUUUAUUUUCAAGAGGAGGGAGAGACAUAAUAACGAAAGGAAGAAAAGAAAGAAAGGAAGAAAGAUGGAGCGAUUAGCAAUGAGGGCGCGCACAACCAGUCUUCGACUUGGACUCCACGUCUCAAAACCAAAUACCACCAUCCUCACCAGCCGCCGUCUCCUCACCACCUCUCUCCGCACACGCACAUGCACAUCCACAACACGCCCAUCGACCUACUCCCUCCGCCCAUUCAUAUCCCAAAAAUCAGCAGUAGCAUACUCCAGCAGCAGCUCAUCAUCAUCAUCAUCAUCACCCAGCGCCUCCUCCCCCUCCUCCUCCCCCUCCCCCUCCACGACCAGCACAGCACCCCUCACACCACCCGACCAACUCGACGCCAAAGAGCGCUCGAUCUUCGAACUUCUCGCCCGGGAACUAGCGCCCCAAGAACUCGCCGUGCGCGACGUGAGCGGCGGCUGCGGCAGCAUGUACGCGAUUGAGAUUGUGAGUGAGCGCUUCCGAGGCAUGGGUAUGUUGGCGCAGCAGAGGUUGGUGAAUGGCGUGUUGGGUGAGGAGAUUAAGGGCUGGCAUGGUGUGCAGUUGAGAACUAGAGCUCCGUAGGAUUGAGAAGGGGGGGUUGGAGGUUUGGGACUGGGAGGUGGGAGGUGGGAAUGGGGAGGGGAGUGUAUUAUUAGGAGACGGUGUAUUACUUGUAAAAGAAAGAAAGAGAGAAAGAAAGAAAGUUAAUCAGGCAUUUUCUUUUGGGAUAGAGGGGGGGGGGGUGGCACAUAUGUAAAAGGGGAUAGAGAUAUGGGUGUAUAUAUGUAUAUACAUACCUAUGCAUUGUGCAUUAUUAGAUAAAGAUCCUCUUUACCUUAUCCUCGAGA